This is a messenger RNA of Orcinus orca (killer whale), 504 nucleotides long. Its product is annotated as N-alpha-acetyltransferase 38, NatC auxiliary subunit-like. NCBI's taxonomy places the organism in Eukaryota, Metazoa, Chordata, Mammalia, Artiodactyla, Delphinidae. The record is from RefSeq and is a predicted model, not a curated record. The transcript has a single exon. Bases 88 to 450 code for a protein of 120 amino acids. Gene Ontology annotation, cellular component: NatC complex.
CGAGAUCUCAGACCACCAGACCCGGAAGGUUCUUAGGAAGUUGAAGGGCCUGGAGGAGGCCCGGGAACAAAUGGCCGCUGCUGGAUCAUGCUGCUACAAGAGGAGAAUGGCUGUUGCAGCCGGCGUCAAAGCAGCUCCAGCGCAGGGUACUCAGAUGGGGAGCGCGAGGACUCGCUGGCUACGCACGCUAGGCAGCAGCUGGAGGCGCUGCUCAACAAGACCAUGCGCAUUCGCAUGACAGAUGGGCGGACACUGGUCGGUUGCUACCUCUUCACCAACCGUGACUGCAGUGUUAUCCUGGGCUCGGCGCAGGAGUUCCUCAAGCCGUCGAAUUCCUUCUCUGCCGGGGAACCUCGUGUGCUGAGCCUGGCCAUGGUACCUGGUGACCACAUCCACAUCGUUUCUAUCGAGGUGCAGAGAGAGAGCCUGGCGGGGCCUCCCUAUCUCUGAACAUGAUUGCGCAUGCCUUUCAGACUUCAUUAAAUCUGUAACCGAAAAAAAAAA